This is a messenger RNA of Branchiostoma floridae (Florida lancelet), 2214 nucleotides long. Its product is annotated as apolipoprotein(a)-like. NCBI's taxonomy places the organism in Eukaryota, Metazoa, Chordata, Leptocardii, Amphioxiformes, Branchiostomatidae. The record is from RefSeq and is a predicted model, not a curated record. The transcript is spliced from 17 exons. Gene Ontology annotation, molecular function: signaling receptor binding; endopeptidase activity. The coding region runs from base 79 to 2214 and encodes 711 amino acids.
GCUAGGAGCUAAGUUUUCUCAAGAAUUCUUCCUUACUUAGGAUAGUUUCUUCAGGAGCGGCUGUGUCUGUGAUCAAGCAUGGCGCCGACCACGUCGUUCCUAGCAACUGUGGGGCUUAUGGCAGUUACCUACGUGUCCAUGUGUGAGGCCCAGGCGACGCAAUCUUUUAUGGUGUAUCCGACAGCGUGCGUGUAUGGAAGUGGAGAGUCAUAUAGGGGAACACAGAGCACCACAGAGCCCGGUUUGACCUGCCAAGCAUGGGACAGCCAAACCCCUCACGAGCACAGCCGCAACUCCACGAAUUAUCCCAACGCUGGUCUUGAGGGGAACUACUGUCGGAACCCGGAUGGAGAACCUAGGACCUGGUGCUACACCACGGACCCUGGCGUCCGCUGGCAGUACUGCAGCAUUCCGUCCUGUUAUGGCCAAGAUAACUGCUACACCGGAAACGGACAGGACUACCGCGGCAAUGCAAUGGUGACGGCUUCCGGUCGGAGGUGUCAGCGCUGGGACAGUCAGGCGCCCCACCCACACGGCAACACGCCCGCCAGCAAGCCUGACGCCGGCCUGCAGAACGACUACUGUAGGAACCCGGAUGGGGAAGGGCAGCCAUGGUGCUACACUAUGGACCCUGGACAGAGAUGGGAGUACUGCGGUCUGCCUGUUUGUGAAUCCGGACCGACCCAAGCUCCGACCGCCCCACCGGACGCAUAUUUCUCCUACACCAGCGACUGUUACUUCGGCAGUGGUCUGACUUACCGCGGGACUGUUAGUACCACACAAGGCGGGAUCACGUGUCAGCGGUGGGACAGUAGGACUCCACAUGACCAGGACUACCCAAACAGGUUUCCCCUUGGAGAUCUUCGCGAAAACUACUGCAGAAACCCGGACGGACCGCCCUACACACCGUGGUGCUACACGACAGAUCCGAAUGUUCUUUGGGAUUUCUGUCAGGUUCCCAAAUGUUAUGCAAAUGAGUGUUACGUACCAGACGGGGCCGACUACAGAGGCACAGUGGCGGUGACGUCAUCGGGAAGACAGUGUCAGCCAUGGAACAGUCAGAGUCCUCAUCAACACGACAGGACACCGCAGAACUAUCCUCAGGCUGGACUUACUGACAACUACUGUAGGAACCCGGAUGACGACACCAGUCCAUGGUGCUACACCAUAGAUCCAAACGUCCGAGUGGAGUACUGCCCCAUUGAUCUCUGCACUGGUUGGACUGGAGACUACAUAUUGAGUGGCGACUUUACAGUACAAACCACGCACUGUGCCAUCGGUGCCGGCGCGUCGUACCGCGGCACGCUGAGUCGGACCGAGAGCGGCCUGACCUGUCAGCGGUGGGACAGUCAGACACCGCAGCAACACAACUAUCAGCCGAGCAGGUACCCUGACGCAGGAUUGGACGAGAACUACUGUAGGAACCCGGAUGGAGAACCACGAACGUGGUGUUUCACCACGGACCCUAACGUUUACUGGGAGUACUGCAACAUACCGUCGUGCUUCGAUGAAUCGGAGUGCUACAACGGGAACGGCGAGUCCUACCGGGGAUCUCGGAACGUGACGUCAUCGGGCCGGGCCUGUCAGCGCUGGGACAGUCAGACGCCUCACCCUCACAGCCGCACUCCGGACAACUUCCCGUCAGCCGGUCUGGACGAGAACUUCUGUAGGAACCCUGACGGGGAGGCGGAACCUUGGUGCUAUACCCAGGACCCCAACACCAGAUGGGAGAGAUGUGCACUCAACCCUUGUGUCGCGCCGUCGCCAACCACAACCAUGCCAGACUACAUCGAAAAGCCGACGAGUUGUUACUUCGGUGACGGCGCCACCUACCGAGGCCAGGUCAGUACUACAGAGACUGGGAUCACGUGUCAGCGGUGGGACAGUCAGAAUCCGCAUCAACAAAGCAUGGUCGACAGAUAUCCCAAUUCCGGACUAGAGGAAAACUACUGUAGGAACCCGGACAGUGCGGAACGCCCAUGGUGCUACACAACGGACCCUAGCAACAGAUGGCAGUACUGCAGCAUCCCGGCUUGUUACCCCGGAGACUGUUACACCGGAGAUGGUGCGAGUUAUCGCGGGACAAUGUCGGUGACGUCCUCGGGCCGGCGGUGUCAGCCAUGGGCCAGUCAGACACCACACGCUCACGACAGGACACCGCAGAACUAUCCUCAGGCUGGACUAGUACAGAACUACUGCAGGUAUGAACUGUAG